Molecule: messenger RNA, 4019 nt
Organism: Anopheles stephensi (Asian malaria mosquito)
Lineage: Eukaryota; Metazoa; Arthropoda; Insecta; Diptera; Culicidae
Gene: asl
Product: centrosomal protein of 152 kDa
Exons: 3
Coding region: 391-3648 (1085 amino acids)
Source: RefSeq, a predicted model, not a curated record
GACAGUACAGAAAAUACACGAUCAAAGUUUUGAAAAGCAACGAGAAGAAGAGCGCGGUGUUUGCACCAACAACAACAAAAAAAAAACAGUGUUGAACGAAACCAUUCUUUUUAUUUGUUUACAUCUUCACCCGCUAGACGAUUGGGCACAUUCCGGUCAAUUUUUCACGUCCUAGUGUAGUCCCCCCCGAAACGUUGAAGGUCGAAUGUACGCUGUGUGCAACGGUUAGCGAGGAGUGUAAGCGGCGUCUUUACGCAAAUCUACCGUACCGGCAAAUGAGCGUUGUAGCAAUGUAUCGCGGCAACAAGGACUAGUAAUUGGCUGGCUGGUCAGUAUUUGAACCGUGUGCCGAAAGCUAGCGCUCUGCUGCCCGAAGUGCACCAUAACAGUAUGAACGGACCACCGGGAGUGUCUAUCUUCAACGAUGGUGUUAGCAUCAACCUUAACCGCAGCGAUCGGCAAGAUGCCCUGGAGGAGGAAGAGCUGCAACAGGACCAGAAGCGCCUGCAGGAGGAGCUGGCGAACGAUGUGAAACAGGCAUUCGACGACGUGAUAUGUGACGACAAUGAUACGCUUAAUUCGUUCAGCCAUCGGUAUUCCGAUGAAGACGACGAUGAAGACACUGCCGGGCGCAGUGACAAACGACCACCACCGCCACCCGUCGUAAUGUCCACAAAUCCCCUGCUGAACCCAACCGACCAAGGGCAAAUGGGUCCCACGCACGAUUACGGUGGUGGUGCAGCACGGGAACUACGGCUGCUGCUCGAAUCGAAAUCCCGCGAGCUGGAGCACGUUAUGCGAGAGCUGUACGAGCAGCGGCACAAGCACGAGCAGCAGGUGGGCGAGCUGGAAAAGCGGCUGCUGAUCGAACAGGCCGAAAAGGAUCGUGCCUGCAUGACGCGCGACCAAACUCGCCAACUGUUGGUGCAGAGCAAGACGAAGAUUUCCGAGGCCGAGGAUACGAACGAUAAGCUGCGCGGCAAGGUGUCCUCGCUGGAAGAUCAAAACGUGAAGCUUGUGGCCGAGCUGGAGCAGAAAAACAUGAUGCUGCAGGACACCCAGCAUCGCUACCGGAUGCUGGAGCAAAACACGGCCCAAAAAGCUGAUCGACACACGGACGCACUGCUGAAGCAAACGGAGGAACGGCACAACGCGAAGAUGGCCAUGAUGCAACAGCAGAUCGAUAACCUGCGCAGCGAGCUGGACGAACGGCAGCAGGAAUGCCGCCGGCUGGAGGCACGCUACAGCGAGCUACAGAAGUCGCGCGAAGCCAUGCUUAUCGAGCAGUCCGAAACGGUGCAACGGUUGCAGGAUCAGCUGGAGGAUUCCCAGCGCCAGUGUUCGAAUUUGCUGUCCAAAAGCAAGACGCAGGGUGAUUUUGGCGAGCAGGAAAGGCAACGAAUGCGCAGUCGUAUACACACGCUCGAGCAGGAACAGUCGGGGCUGAAGCAAACCAUACACGAUCUCACCGACCGGCUGGAGAAAACGAAUGCCGAACUCGAUCUGAUGGACAGCCUGGUGCACGGACAGGACGAGGAAGAUCCAGCCGGCGGUGGAAGCGUGAUCAAUCAGGCCGAUCCAAACACCACGGGUCACUAUACCUUUGCCCAGCGCAAUUUGAUCGGUAGCACGCCGAACAACAAUAAUGUGGCGCUGCUGCGUGAUCGAGCGGCCGGUGGCGAUGGACCGAACUGCGAUAAUCGGGUGGUGCGGCUUAAGAACGAGCUGCGAGUGUGUAUGGCAGGGCAGAAGGAGAAGCGCGAUCUGGUACGCCAGCUGGAAGCGAACCUGCAGUCGAAAGAUCGCGAACUGGAGCAACUGAAAAGGGACGAAAGCGAUACGCUCGUGCAGAUGAACCAGUACAAGGAGGAAGCAUUCCGGCUCGCAUCCAAAUGCCGAAUACUGGAACAAGAGCUGGAAAAGCUGACGGGCGAUGCGUCGUCCUCGAGGAAGGACAGUGACCGAUCGAUCACUGCGGGCAGCCGACGACGAUCGAGCGGCACCGACGACCACCGACAGGAAGCGGCAUUUCUCGAGGAUAAGAUUUUCGGUCUGCAGCAAGCGAAGCUCGAAGCGGACGAUCGGGUCGCGGAGCUCGAGCGCGAGAAGAAACAGCUGUCCGCGCGGUGUGAAACGCUCAGCAGUGAGGCCGGUUCCUGUGCCGCGCUAAAGUUGGAGGUGGAAAAGCAAAAAUUCCUUCUCCAGGACGCCCAAAAGGAGUGCGAGCGGUUGAAGCGAUUGUACAUCGAGGUGAGCGGAGCGAAGGAAGAGCUGGGACGCGAACUGUCCACACUGCGAUCGCAGGACAGUGCGAAGCAGAUUGCCGUCUUGCAGGAGCAAGUCGUGUCGCUCGAGCGUGCCCUCCAGCUGGCCGAGUUGAAGGCGUCCGAGCUGGGGAAGUUGCUUGACAAGGAGAAGACGAACCACGAGGAGCUGCUGAAGCAGGUGACCGCUGGUGGCAGCACCGGCAGCAGUACGAACGACGGCAAAGCUCCACCGAGCUCGGGCAGUGCCAGCUGCACCAAGUGCAUCGAUGCAUUGACACAAAUCUCAAAGCUGGAGAUCGAAAACCUUAAGCUCCAAUCGUCCUGCUCAUCGCAGCUGCGCGAAAUAGCCGAGCUGAAGGUUCAGCUGAACGAACAGGCAGCGACCGUAACGGAGCUGCACAAACGGCUCGACCUGAAGGCGGAACGCGACCAACUGCUGGACGAACUGAAGGAAAAAGCCGCCCAGUUCGAGCAGAUCAUUCGCAACCAAAUCUCGACCAACACGUCCAGCACCACCGGCGACAAUGCCAGCUCCUCCUCACCGCCACAGCGCCGGGAGGUUUGCUCGCGCGAUCAAAGCGUCGGCCCGGACGACCCGAUCGAGGAGGAUUCCGAAACCAGGCGACGACAGAUGCGCGAGCUCGAGCAAAAGGUGCGCGAAGAGAUGGCAAAGGUUUACGCCGGGAAGGUGAACCAGAUAGAGGAGAAGUUUGUCGCGCAGUUCAAUCGCUUCAAGGAAAACAUCGACACGCUCAAGCACGAGCUGUACGAUCGGGUGGCCGAGCUGAAGGUACGCAACCAGGAGGUGGAGGUGCUCAAGUGUGCCAUCGUUACCGAGCGCGACAAGAUGGGUGAACUGCUGGCCCAGAAGGACACCGAUGCCCGCUCCCUGUUCGACAAGCAGUCCGAGCUGAUGGGCAAGUAUAAGGCCGAACUAGCGAACGGGCAGAAGCGGGUGCAAUUUCUCGAGCGCGAGCUGCAGGAAAAACGCGAACUGGUGGCCAGCGAACGGCAGUCGAUGGAGAAGCUGAUCGCCCAGAUCACGGCCGAGCGUAAAAUGUUUCGCGAGCGUGAGCAGGAAAUGAACGACCGGUUCAAGGAGGUCGAGCUCGAGUACCGGAAGAGCCUGGAUCUGGUGACGGAAAAGUAUCAAUCGGCGAAGAAAACCGCACUCAAUUACAAGAAAUACGCGGAAGACAAGGAGCAGCACAUGCUGAAGGAGUACGAUCGCAUCAAGGAAGGCUACAAUGUGGCGCUGCAAAAGGUACAAACGCGCAUGAAGGAGGCGCUGGAAGGCAAGGAACAAAGCAUGCGGGACCGGAUUGCUAAGCUGGAAGCCGAUUACGAAACCAAGCUGCAACUUAUCCGGCAGAAAAGCUAAUGAAAGCUAACACAUACAUACAUACAUAUGAAGCAUUGUAUGCGUAGCCAACCAUGACGAUAUUGUUACACACACACACACAUAUUAACAAAACUGCCUUGUUAGCAAACACUGCCGACUGUGCUUCUAUUUCCUUCCCCCUUGAAAUAGAGAGCUCAUGGAAGUGAUCCUGGAGAGCAUGGGAAAAGUAUUUUGUGCGCAGUAUUUGCUUAAGAGAUUCAGACGCACCUGAAAAGCCGUAUAUGGAAUAGAAAAUGUUUAACGCCGCACUAUGCUUGCAAUCAACGAAUGUAGUGUGCUUGUAUAUAUAUAGCUUCACAUAGAAAAGAGCCAUUUUUGCCACUAAUAAAAAUAUACUUGUUUAAAGAUUA